Neltuma alba is the source of this 1274-nucleotide messenger RNA. Its product is annotated as protein SLOW GREEN 1, chloroplastic-like. The transcript has 5 exons. Lineage: Eukaryota; Viridiplantae; Streptophyta; Magnoliopsida; Fabales; Fabaceae. Gene Ontology annotation, molecular function: protein binding. Bases 129 to 1211 code for a protein of 360 amino acids. The record is from RefSeq and is a predicted model, not a curated record.
UUGAAGGUGAAUAACGGCAAAAGGGAGCUGGAGAUGAUAUAGGGUAUUUAGUUGGACGCUAAUUUUUAUGCUAAUUUUCUUAAACCCUGAGCCCUGGUUUUCUCUGUGCUGUGUUAUUUGUUGGAAACAUGUACUCAAUCGCCCCUUUCUCUCUCUUCCAAGCAGAACUGCUCGAUUCUAAAUUCCUCUUCAAUGCCAAUUGCCUCCGAUAUUCAUUCCGACAGCGAUGGGUUCAUAGCCCCACCAAACCCACGCUAACUUCAAUUCAACCUCUCGUAUUUCGCAACUCCUUCAAAUCCUCUCCUCUUUGCGCAGAGUUGGAUUGUUCCUCUUCAGCAUGCUCUAUUACUUCUUUUCCUCGCUCUGUUCGAACAAGCCUAUUCAAACUUUUGUCGGAGAAGCUUGUGUUUUUUCUUGUUGGGUCGUUUAUCUUAAUCGGGUGCUUUAACAGAAGAGUGGCUUUAGCACUGCCCUCUGUCACUUCAGGCGUAGCUCUGGAGGAGGGUAGUGACGCCUUGAAAGAGAAAAGUGAGGACGAGGAAAUGUACGAGAAGAUUCUGGAGAAGGACCCGCGAAAUGUUGAGGCUCUGAAGGUGAUUUUGUUUAAGAAAAUAAGGAUGGGGAAGUCGAAGGAGGCUGUGAAGUACGUCGGGAGUUUGAUUGAUGCAGAGCCGAACGAGGUUGAGUGGCGGCUUUUGCUGGCAUUUUGUUACGAGACAAUGGGGCAAUUGAGUACGGCUAAAAGAUUGUUCAAGGAAAUCUUGGAGCAGAGGCCUCUCUUGAUCAGAGCUCUGCAUGGUUUGGCUAUUGUGAUGCACAAAAAACAUGAAGGUCCGGCUGUCUUUGAAAUGCUGAAUGAGGCUUUAGAAUCAGCAUGCCGUGAAAAAAGAGUUACAGAAGAGAGAAAUAUAAGAAUCUUAAUAGCACAAAUGCAUGUUGUGAAGGGGGAUUUGGAGGAGGGUUUAAAAAGGUUUCAAGAAUUGGUUGAUGAAGAUCCUCGGGAUUUCAGGCCUUAUCUUUGUCAGGGCAUUAUAUACAGUCUGCUGGAUAAAAAGGAGGAAGCUGCACAACAGUUCGAGAUAUAUCAAGCCCUCUUGCCCGAGGAGUUUCCGCAGAGAGGAUUUCUUGAUGAUGUCGUCUUAACAGCGAAAGGAACAUCCAGAGAUCAGUUUCAGAGGGAAUUUGAAGCUCAAUAUUCUCAUAGGAAGUAGAGAUCAGCAUCCUUAUGUUCUUUGUUGAAUUUUGGUGGUCUCAAUGCAGUGAGGCAGAAGUUU